Messenger RNA from Suillus clintonianus, 1284 nucleotides. RefSeq names its product fungal-specific transcription factor domain-containing protein. Gene Ontology annotation, biological process: positive regulation of transcription by RNA polymerase II. Gene Ontology annotation, molecular function: transcription cis-regulatory region binding; DNA-binding transcription factor activity. The record is from RefSeq and is a predicted model, not a curated record. Gene Ontology annotation, cellular component: nucleus. The transcript has a single exon. NCBI's taxonomy places the organism in Eukaryota, Fungi, Basidiomycota, Agaricomycetes, Boletales, Suillaceae. The coding region runs from base 1 to 1284 and encodes 427 amino acids.
AUGCUGUCUCGACCCCACACCAGCGAACUCUCCCCCAUGUACAAUGCACACUGGUCAGAUGACGACGACACCUAUACCGUCAUACCCUCCGGAUAUCGCUUGCCCACUCCCCUCAACACCAUCCAUCACAACUGGAUGGACCCGAACAACCACCAAAACUCGUUACUGCAACAUUAUAUGAAACACGUUCUUCCUAUUCAGUUCUCGCACGCCGAGGGGUCCAUUGACAUCAUCGUCUGGACCCUCAUACAUUCCAGCAAUACAGCCCGCGAGGCUGCAUGUUUACUCGCGGAUCUGCACCUCAGGAGUACCACCCAAAGUGGUUCAAUCGGAUAUAACACACCAGAAGACCGUGAUGUGUACAGACACGCCCAAAGGGCCAUGAAACCAGUCACGGAGGGAGACGCUUUUGCAAGCCUUUGCAUGGUCUCCUACCUCCGCUUCUCCGGCGGUCAAUGGCGGUGGCAAGCAUUUCUUGACGGUGCUUGCCGAUUUUCCCUUGCCCUCCUAGAGGGGAAGCACACGUCGCCAGCUAGUGCAUUGAUGUCGUGCACUGAGAGCAUGCGUUUUAUAAUCAAGACGUCCAUGUGGUUUGAUGUGCUCGCGUCUGCGACCCAGAUCCGUCGUCCCAUGUUUGAAGUACUCCAUUCGCUCUAUGAUCCCUCGGGCAUUGCCCUCGUUGACGGCAGACCGGAGCUUUCUAUGAUGGAUGUCAUGGGAUGCGACACCAACAUCGUCAUCGCGCUUGCUGAAAUUGCUGGUCUCGCAUACUGGAAGGAAGCCCGCAGCCGUACUGGUAGCCUCAGCGUUCCUGAACUCGUCAGACGCGGGCAACGUAUCGAAGCCAUCCUAAAUAACACCAAUGUCAAUAAUCACUCUCACGGCGCUGAAACAGAAAAAUCCCGCCGACGGCGCCUCACCUCUGACGUAUUCCGCUCGUCCGCGCUUGUCUAUCUCCAUUCCGUCUUAUCUGGGGAUCACCCACUAUGUCCCGAGAUCUUGUACAACGUCACGGAGACAAUCAAGUGUCUGGGGCGUACUGAAGACGUCGGCACGGCGCGGCAUGUUGUGCGCAGCGUCGUGUUCAGCAUAUGUGUUUGUGGCUGCUUGACGGAUGACCCUGCUUUCCGCGGAUACUUUUUGCAGCUGUUGCAGGAGCUGCAGAUGGAGACAGUGGGGAACUGUGCAUUGGUGUGUGAUCUCAUGCGACGAGUUUGGACGAGCCGAGAAGGGGGGACGCCUGUGGACUGGCGAGUGGUCAUGCGAGAGAUUCUUCUUGUCUAA